Plasmodium gonderi is the source of this 753-nucleotide messenger RNA. RefSeq lists its product as hypothetical. NCBI's taxonomy places the organism in Eukaryota, Apicomplexa, Aconoidasida, Haemosporida, Plasmodiidae. The transcript is spliced from 3 exons. The record is from RefSeq and is a predicted model, not a curated record. Bases 1 to 753 code for a protein of 250 amino acids. Gene Ontology annotation, molecular function: protein binding.
AUGGAUAGCUUAAAUUCGGUGGAAUCAAUAUAUCGGGAUUAUGGUAGUGCACCUAGAUAUUAUGAAGCUAAUGAUUCUUUGAGCGCAGAAUCAAAUGAAGAAUCCGACAGCUCUGAAAAGAGAAAAAAAAGUUUAGAUGAGAACAUUAACAAUGAAGAGAAUCAUCGAGUAGAAAAGUAUAUUAAGCUAGAAAGUACCAUCAAAAUAUGGGCAGGAACAAAUGAAAUGAUUCAUUACAAGCAAAAAGAUGCACAUGAGUUGAACAAAAUAAUCUAUAAACAUAAUAACAAAGAUAUUAAUCUCUCAACAAAUUUGAAAGUUUUAAAUAUAAGUGGUAACAAUUUAGAAAAUCUGGACUUCCUUAAUGACCUUAUAAAUUACAUAUACCAGAAAACAAGAAUCCAGACACCAAUUAAUUAUUCGAAUAUUAUUUCAUUGGACAUAUCAUUUAACAACCUGGUCCAAAUACAUGAUAAUUUACUCACAUUAAAUAAGCUCAAAAUUUUAUACUUACAUUCAAAUAAAAUAGAAAACAUUAGCGAAAUUCAUAAACUUAUUUCUUUGCCUAAAUUAAAAAAGCUAACUUUGGGGAAUAACCCAAUUAUGAACCUAUACGGCAAGUUUUAUCGGCCAUUCGUUAUUCAUUACCUACCCCAAAUAAAGUCCCUAGAUUUUCACGACAUCACAAAAAUUGAAAAGAACAAAUCAGAAAUUGCGUUUAACACGCACAAGUAUAAGUUUAACUUGGUGUGA